UUUAUUAGUUAUUAUUUCUUUUAAAAAUCUAAAAAUUUUAAAAAAAUAUGUUUGAAAAUCUGAAAAAUUUAAAAAUCUGAGAGUUAUUAUUUCAUCAUUUAUGGUUGGUUUUCUUUUAUCUAGUUCUUGUAAUUUAUUUUUUCUCACUGAAUGCAUUAUUGAUUCAAUAGAACUAGUGUAUCCACAUUGUUACUAUAAAUGAAGAAAUUUUUUUUCUAUUUUCCUAUUGUUUGAGGUCAUUGAGAAUAUUAACUUUAGAUAUUUUUGUAGGAGUUAGUUAAAUAAUGGAACAUGCCUCUAUUAUUGAUUCCUCAGUUCAAUGUGUAAUCUUGAUGUUAGAGAUGAGGUGAAUGAGGAAAUUGAAGAAAUAGUUGCUAAUGAUCAAAUAUCGAAUAUGAGCAAAUAUUCCGAUGAUGAGCUACGUGUUGGUUUAGAGUUCACUUGUAUAGAGGAAGCUGAAAAGUUCUACAAUGAUUAUGCUUUUAAAAUCGGGUUUAGUAUAAGAAAACAAACCCAUUACAAGACAAGAAAACAGGAUGAUGUCAUCACAUCUAUAACCUAUUGUUGCUCCAAAGCCGGUCAUUCUAAACCUACAUCUCAAGAUAAAAGUGAACACCAAAAAUCUCAAGGUAGCCAUACACCCAAAAAGGAUUGUUCCAACAGACGUACUAAUUGUAAGGCACAUGUUGUGCUGAAAAUAGAUGAUCGAGGAAAGUGGGUGAUAGCGGUGGUUGCUAAUGAACAUAAUCAUGAGUUGAUAGCUAGUCCUUUUAAAACUCGUUUCUUUCGAUCGCAUCGUAACAUCACGAAAGAACAAAAAGAUUUGAUUCAUAUGUUAAAUGAGCAAAAUAUCUUUGCUUCCCAAAUUAUGUCUUUAUUGGAAGCAAAAGAAGGAGGAAGACAUAAUAUUCACUUCAUUCGCAAGGAUUUGAGUAAUGAGGUUGUCGAAAAACAUAGAAAACUUGUUGGAAUAGAUGUGGCAAGUGCUCUAAACUACUUUCGUGAACUCCAAGAAAAGGACCCAUUAUUUUUUUAUGCUGUUGAUGUUGACGACCAACAAAGAGCACGAAAUAUUUUUUGGAUAGAUAGAAGAUCUAGAAUGGCAUAUGAGCAUUUUGGUGAUGUUAUCACUUUUGACACAACUUACAUGACGAAUAAAUAUAGUAUGCUAUUUGCUCCCUUUAUAGGAGUUAAUCAUCAUUUUCGGUCUAUUUUUUUUGGGUGUGCUCUCAUUAGGGAUGAGACUGCUAACACGUUUUGUUGGUUGUUUGAAACAUGGAUGAAAGCUAUGUAUGGUAAAAAUCCAAAAGCUAUUAUCACCGACCAAGAUCCUGCUAUGAAGAAAGCUAUUGAGAUAGUCUUUCCAACUACCAUUCAUAGGUGUUGUCAAUGGCAUGUGAUGAGAAAAGCAAAGGAACAUUUCAAUGUGCUAUAUAGCUCAAAAGAUGGCUUUGAGAAUGAUUUAAAAGAAUGUAUAAAUAGUAGUUUAACUGUGGAGGAAUUUGAGAAUGCGUGGGCAACAAUGAUUGAUAAGUAUCAACUACAUGAAAAUAACCACCUUCGAUUGUUAUGGAAUAUUCGGUAUCAAUGGAUUCCUGUAUAUUUUCGUGAUACUUUUAUUUGAAGCAUGUAUGUUUUGUUUGUAGUGUUGUAUGGAUUAUUUUUUUUGAAGCAUGUAUGUUUUGUUUGUAGUGUUGUAUGGAUUAUUUUAUUUGAAGCAUGUAUGUUUUGUUUGUUGUGUUGUAUGGAUUAUGUGAAGCAUGUAUGUUUUGUUUCAAUCAACUUGCUCUUUUUAUGUA
Molecule: messenger RNA, 1799 nt
Organism: Ananas comosus (pineapple)
Lineage: Eukaryota; Viridiplantae; Streptophyta; Magnoliopsida; Poales; Bromeliaceae
Product: protein FAR1-RELATED SEQUENCE 5-like
Exons: 2
Coding region: 320-1624 (434 amino acids)
Biological process (GO): regulation of DNA-templated transcription
Source: RefSeq, a predicted model, not a curated record